CUAGUGGCUCUUUGAUGUGUCCGUCAUACGAGUUUACGGAACUGUAUCCACCCACUACAAAGAUGGAGGACGAUAUCUCAGAUAUGAGCAGACCACAAAUGUACUUAUUUGGUUGCACCUUGAAAUCGGACAAACGGGAAUUCAAAGUUGACCUAGACGGCGAUGAAACGGAGCAGCAGCUGUCACUGAAAGCAGUGUGUCUGGGAGCUGAGGCUGAAGAUAAGUUCCACAUGGUGGAAGUUGAAGGCCUCACUUACGACGGGAAGACGACAAAAGUGCCGCUAGCUGUCCUUAAACCUUCCGUCCUGCCCUCUAUGAGUUUAGGUGGAUUUGAGAUUACACCUCCAGUUACCUUCCGUCUCCAGUCUGGUUCUGGACCAGUUUACAUAAGCGGGCAACAUUUUAUUAGUGUGAAGGAUUCUGAUGAUGAAGAGGAGGAGAACAAUUCGUCGCCGGUAAAGCGGCCUGCAAAUCUGCUGGCAGGGAAGAAACCCCCAAUGAAAAAGCUGAAGAUGGAUUCUGAUGAUGAUGAUGACGAUGAAGAAGACAGUGAUGAAGAUGAUGAUGACGAUGAUGACAGUGAUGAAAAUGAUGUGAAGCCACAGAAGAAUGUGGGAAAAGUGCUUACAAAGAUCCCAGAGUCCUCACCUAAGAAGCCCAACAAGACUCCAGUAAAACAAAAUGGCCCUGCAGGAAAAGCCUCGGGAUCAGCUGUCAAACCACAGAUUAAGACACCUGCCCCGGGAAAAGACAAACAACAGCCCGGCCCAUCUAAAUCUCUGCCUGAGAUUAAGAGCAAGUUGUCAACCGCAGCCAAGGAGGGAAAGCCACUUCCAAAGACAGAGCUGAAGUUUGAGAAUUACUUGAGAAGUGCUUUUAAAAUCUCAGACAAACAAGUGGUCAAGGAUCUUUGGAGUUUUGUGCAAACACUGAAGACUGAGAAGAAGUAACAUACACAUACGUUAAAGCAUUUGUACAUUUUGCAUCCUAUAAGGCAUUUAAAGGCACAGUCGGCUAGAUUUCCUAAUCGGUCUCCUUCUUUCAGCCCUGCGAAGGACUAUGAUCAGAUGAAAAUGGACUAAGUGCUGAAAUAUGGUAAAGCCAUCAAUGCAUAGAUUUAGGUGUCAAUGUUUUUCUUCUUCGUUUUUUCCUAGACUGAAAGGACUUCAUUGAGUUGGUUCUUUCACAGACUCGAUUCAUGUUUAGCAGACUGUAUAUUUGCUGCAAGGGGAAGCUGCAUGCAUCAUAAUGGGCGGGGUCUGUGUUGCUACUACAGGAAAGGAAACGUUUCUAAAAUUUAUACUACCUGCAGAUUUAUGUAGGGGUGUGCAGAUUUAUGUAGCUCCUGUGUAUCACUGAAUAUGAUCCUUAUUAGUUAACAAUAAAUCUUAUACUUGAAGUAUUCAAAACCAAAAACAGGCCAAACUUAGAACCUAACCUAGUUAGUAGUUGCUAGUUCUUUCGUACGCCCUGUUGGCAAAACAGUAUUAUUUUUAUACCAGCAGAAGGACUCACUAAACACAAACGUGCUUGGCAAAAAGUAAACAAAAUUUUGAAACUGUUGAAACGCUGCCUGCAGGUGGUGUAAGUCAGCGGUCCCCAACCCCCGGGCCUCGGACCGGUACCGGUCCGUGAGUCGUUUGGUACCGGGCCGCGAGAGUUGAGGCUCUGGUGUGAAAUGUAUGGUUUUCAGGGUUUUUAUCGGUUUUCAGCGUCAUUUUGUUAUCGUUUUUAUCGUUAACUCGGUUUUCCUGGGUCUUUUCACGUGUGUUAUGAAUAAAUCUUCUUUUUUUCGGUACCGGUACUAGUUUUAUUUUGUUGUAUUUAUCCGCGACACCUUAAAGGCCGGUUCGUGAAAAUAUUGUCGGGCAUAAACCGGUCCGUGGCGCAAAUAAGGUUGGGGACCGCUGGUGUAAGUGUCACAAUACAGAAGCUCUUCCUUUCCUUGCCUGUAGGUGGUAAUAUCCUCAUUGAACGUCCCACUUUCUUUAAAUACUGAAGAAGAUGCAGGUCACAUUGAAACAGCAACUGGGUGGAAAUAUAUGAAAUUGGUUGAUUAGCAUCUGUUUAUCAUAUUCGGUCAUUAUUGCAAGAGGAGGUUAUGCAGAAUGUGCCUUUAAAUACAGUCCUGAUCAAACGUUUAAGACCACCUGAAAAAUCGCCAAAAAUCAUACUUUGCCUGGUUGGAUCUUAACAAGGUUCCAAGUAGAGCUUCAACUUUUUGCUCAUGCAAUUUAUUGAAAACAACACUUAGACUGAAACAGUCUGUUUUACAGCAUUGUUUUCAAUAAAUUGCAUGCUCCAAAAAAUGUUUUGUCUUGCUCCCAUUUCUUCUUGUUACACAUUGAAGUUCUGUUUGCAACCUUGUUAUGAUUCAACCAUGUAAAAUCUGAUUUUUUUUUUGUUGCCAUUUUUCAAGUGGUCUUAAACUUUUGACUGGGCAAUGUAUCUCUACUGUAAACUGAGAUAAACCUGUUUUGUGUGAAUUUGAGCAGCGCAUAUGUAAAGACAGCUAAUAAAAGAGGACCGUUUGACAACUGGAAAAUUUCAUCAGUUAGUGACAAUAAAAGUUGUUUAUUAUUUCAGCUUUGAGGAGUUAAAAAGCAUUUCCGCUUACAGACUUUCAGAUUGUACAUGCGUUUUUUUGAAUACUGUAUUGUUUUAGUCAAACCACAAUCAGUCAUUAUAGUAUAAUAACAACAAUUAUAUUUUUUAACAACUUGGCCAGCAAAACCAAUAAAUAUGUUUCUCCCAGCAAAAAUUAAGCAAAUAGGCAAAAAGAUGUCACAAAAAUAAAUGCAUUAAAAAACAAUUUUUGCAGAGUAAAAUUAUCACAGAUCCCCGUUGUGUAUUUAUGUCCACAACAUGAACAACUCUCAUUAAAAUACUUAUUGCUGAAAGCCAUCCAUCCAAAAAAGCGGCCGCUUUUUUACAUUAUCUCUUGUAGAGUAGUAUGAAAUCCAUAAAAGCAACGCAGGUGCUCUGACUAAAAUGUUUUUGUUUAAUGCAUAUUUCAUAUAAAAUCAAAGUAGAGCAAAACAGAUUGCUAACUCCAGGAGUAUAUUAGCCCUAAUGCUGUUUUGCAUUUUAUUUUAAUGUACUGUAAUGCAUCAGAAAACAUUACAAGCAUAUUAAUAAUAUUAGUACAGUAUGAGGUAUCAGAGAAUUACAUCAGAGUAGCAUGACAUCACCUUCAAAAAACGUAUAAGAACUCAUAUCUGUAAUUGUUUGCACUCAUAUAUCAGUGCUCUGAUGACAACAAACUCUCGUUCAUGCUGAGCUUAUGAUGUGUUUCUAUUCUCAUUUAAUAUCAAAAUGUUCCACAUCUUAAACCAAUUAAAUUGAUAUGCUCAAACUCUGCAUUAUCUAGAAAGCGUUUUUGCUAUAAAAUGUAUUACUUCAAUUUUAAUAACGGAAGUUGGCCCUGUAAUUUACCCAAAUGUAAUUAAUAAUUGUUAGUGAUGUCUUCUUUACACUGAGGUUUCAGUAGCAGCAGGUUGCCAGGCCCAGUCUUUUGUCUUUUUGCUUUGCACGUGUUUGAGUGAUUUUUUUUUUAAUACUUCUGUCAUAUCAGUCCUAAUGAACGUUGUGUUGUGUAAACAUAUUUCUUGCUUUUAUUUACAAGACCGGCAGCUGGACAAUUGCAGUUUAGGUUUUAUCCUGCCCUUUCUAAUCGUUUAUUUUACUGCUUUGAGCUCUUUUCUUAGUCUUUGUUUCACAUCUCGUGUUCUAGUAAAAAAUCCCUUUUUAAAAUGUCUGGAAUAUUGUUCUGAUUGUUGUUGUUGAUCUUUCGUUCUACACACGCUGUGUGUAAGUUUGUCAUAUUUUUGGCAACGGUGAAGCCAGGACCUUAAACAAGUCCAAGUGCGAAAAAGUGAUUGUUAUUUGUUGAAAGCUGACGCAUGUUUAAGGCUCAUUAUUUUUAAAUAAUUUUUGUAAUCACAAACAUCUGGUUUAAUUUGACUGUAAAAAAUGUAAGGGAUAAUAGGAGCAAACUCUUUGUAACGGAGCUGUUUCUCAUUUUUUGGCAGUACAUGAUGAGCAGGUGAUGCAUGUAUCGCUUUACUGAGUGAGCUUUGUCCCAAACCAUGUAAUGGCACUUCACUGAAUUUAGUUACUUCAUCCAAAUGGUUGUCUUUUUUUUCCCUGUGACCUGAAAUACAAACUGUAAGCUAGUACCCAUCUUCAGUUUGACUGGAUGACAAAACAAAGCCACAUUAAAUUUUAAUUUACUGUGUGAUGUAGUCAAGUAUAAAUUGUAAUUAGGUAGCUUGGCUGACCCAUUGUGUGUUAAAAUAAAAUGCAUUGUGUCCAUUUACUACAUCAAACUUAGUUUAUUGUUAAUGGUUUGUUGAGAGGAGCAUGUGCGUCCUUUUUUGUACUUAUCUGUAACAUUUACCUGAAUAAAAUAAAUUCUAGUAAGUCUUUGACUUACAUUCUGCCCUCUUUACUGUAGACAACACCAUUUGUCAGUGUGAUUAUAGUCACAUUUGUAACUAUGUGACUGAAGUGCCGACUUUCAGCUGUAAUUAAGUGGGUUUAAUAAAAAAAAAUCAUG
Pelmatolapia mariae (spotted tilapia) is the source of this 4558-nucleotide messenger RNA. RefSeq names its product nucleophosmin 1b (gene npm1b). Gene Ontology annotation, biological process: positive regulation of transcription by RNA polymerase II; ribosomal large subunit biogenesis; ribosomal large subunit export from nucleus. Lineage: Eukaryota; Metazoa; Chordata; Actinopteri; Cichliformes; Cichlidae. The transcript has 11 exons. The coding region runs from base 15 to 950 and encodes 311 amino acids. Gene Ontology annotation, cellular component: ribonucleoprotein complex; nucleolus; nucleoplasm. The record is from RefSeq and is a predicted model, not a curated record. Gene Ontology annotation, molecular function: chromatin binding; RNA binding; histone binding.